This is a messenger RNA of Bradysia coprophila, 5369 nucleotides long. RefSeq lists its product as uncharacterized. The record is from RefSeq and is a predicted model, not a curated record. NCBI's taxonomy places the organism in Eukaryota, Metazoa, Arthropoda, Insecta, Diptera, Sciaridae.
ACAUUCUGGUUUGAUAUAUCAACGAUGCUCAGUUGUCUUUGAACAUUUAAACGUUGAACUUCAAUGUGUGUCGGGGAAAAGUUUGGAUUUUAUUUCUGUCCAUCAAUAGCAUUUUGAAUUUAUAUGAAACUUUUGAAUUAUAUUUUGUACUGAGAUUCAAUCAGUUCGGUGUCGAACUAUAUUCUGACUGUUGCAAGGGACAGUGAUUAAAGCGAUUAUAUGAAACUUUUAAAAAAAAGUUAAAGUGCAAAAUAAACAAGAACCUAACGUGAUUUUUUAUGUAACUUUUGUGUGUUGUUUUUAUUGUUGGUGUUGUUGACUUAGAAUUAUAUGGUGCAAAAUACAAAAGUAAAAUCUCGAAUUUCUUUGUGAAAGAUUUUUGUUUCCUAGUUUUAUGUUUAUAUGCAGUCCGUUAUUGGCAAUAUUUAACGAAGAAAACAUAAAAGUAUCGAUUUGGUGAAUGGAUUUUUUAAUUUUGUGUGUAUUGUAUGCCAGUACAGUAGCAAGAAACGAUUAAAUUUAAAUUACAUCGUGACCUAUAUCAGUGAAUGCUUUUUACACACACUUAAUUUUAAAAAUAAUCAAAAACUGAAAUGUGCCAAUUUUAAACAAAAGUUAACGAAAAGAAAACAAUAAAAACAGUUUCGUUGUUCUGCCGUGUUGAACUUUUUAUUAAUAUUGUUGCUGUGAAAUCCGAAAGAGCAUCAUCUCAUGUGGAUUAACAAUUUUACUUUUAUGUAAUUGAUAAUGAAUUUGCAACAAAUAAUGCGCUAAGAGAGCUGCUACAAUGGAAAGAACUGGUUUAACGAUGGCUUUAUUACAAAUGCUACUACUGUUGCUGUACGCGCUACCGUCACUUUCGCUACCAAUCACAUCGAAUCCACUUGGACUAGAAGAUACACCCGACAAUUUAGCCUAUCACACACAAUCGCUGGAAGGACCAUCCGAACAUGAAGGUGUCCGCAAAAUUGCGAAAUCAAUUUUCAUCACGCCAAACCAUCCAGACUUUCAUAUGAGCUGUCCGAACGGUUACCAAAUGAAAGACGGUGAAUGUGCGAAAAUACCGAAUUUUGAGGUGAAUCACCUCGCCCUGAUAACGGCACAAUUGGAACAAUUUCUGGACAAUAAGCCCACAACAUCCGACUACGAUGAAUACGAUUAUGAUAGUUAUGGCGAUGUGACCGAAUCGGCCGAACCGUUCCAUGUGCCAUUGAGCGUAAGCUUCGAGGACGAAGAGCCGGUCCGUGACAAAUACAACGAUGGCAUUCAGAAUAUGCCCUUUCUUGCCGAUGAUUCCGACGGCAGCGAAGAAACAUCCCAAAAGAAUCCGUCUUCGACCGGACCAAAAACCACAGACGGCGAGAACGUGGCACCGAGUGGUGCAGCAGUCGCUACAAAUGUUGAUAAGUGGACUGAUGACAAUUUGGCAUACAAUAAGGACGGCACUCGGAUGGAACAUGACAUAGAUCCAACAACUUCGAGUGAUGUUGUUGUUGUGACAACACCGUCACUAACAUCUACCACACAUAAAAAGGUCCUUGUCGACCCGCCACAGUAUAUGUUAUCCCAGAAACAAGAUGAGCAUACCCCUACGACAGAAAACGAAUUGGAUCCAAUUACAUUUGUUGGAAAGGAUGGGCUAGGUGACAGUGCACAAAUCACUGUGUUCAACAACGAAACCGAAGCCCAACACCUGGACCAGGAGGCUGCUGGCAACAAUAUGGUACAAAAUCAUAUCGAAUCAACCACGCAGAGCGAUGACCAAAACAAUUUGGAUAAGGAGUUGCAAAGUGAAUCACUUUUCAAAGACGACAGCGUAACGGGAACGUCAAUUAACGUUAGUGAUGGUACAACGGAAAUGAAUGAAAAUGACAUAGAGGUGACGACACAGCCUCUGAACUCUUUCAGUGACAAAGAGAAUUCUGUUUCUGCACCAGUACUGCUGCUCGAAACAUCCAGCAAAAUCGAACAACCAGUUGUUGUUGUACCAACUGUUGAGCAAGUUCAAAUCGUGACUCCAGUUCACCCAACAACUACAAGUCACAGUACCACAUCCCAUCAUCGCAGAAAGUCACACAACCAAUCUACACCGUCAUCAGCACAUACAAGUGAAUUGCAAACGGCCGAACGUUUAAACAUUAACGAAUCGAUGUUGAACAAAAAACUGAGAGAAUCCGUAAUGAAACACGAAUUGAACGAAGACGCCAUCGAAACAAUAGAUACAAAUAACAGAUUUGUGUACACUCACCUCGAUUCAUCGGCAUCCAAUGAACCCGAAACACCAUCAUCAUCAUCAUCACCGACAACAAUGCAGCCAACAAUUACGCAGCAAAGUGCGUUGGAGCAAUUAAGAUUUCUUAACGAAAAUAAUCACCGAAAUAAUCGAAUCCGUUUUCCAGACCAACCAUCGCCGUUGAAUAUCUUCUCCAACUUCAAAGGCGGCACCAUCAAAUUCCCCGGUCCGGUUCAGCAGCGAGCUACUGAACCACUGUUCAACCGUCUAAUACCCGACAUAAUACCGAAAAAGCCGCCAGAAACGUCUGGCGCCCGGCCGCUGUUCUCCUGGUUGCCGGCUGGCACAUCGUUCGAUUUCAAUCGAAAUGUGAAUCCUGCAUUUAUGCGAUUUUGGAAUAAAAUGCCAUUAAUACGGGACCGUGCGAUGGCAUCGAAUGCCACAUCUUCAUCGUCCGAGCAGCCGCGAUCGAAUUCGAAAAGUCCGACCGACAAUUUGUACAAGGAUGCGCCCGUGUCCGAGGUGUACAAAGUUAUUUCAUCGAGAAACUAUAAGCACGACAAUAGAUAGGUUAAUGUUUAUGUGGUAAGCUUCGAUUGGAUUGAACUCCCCCCAGAAGUGUAUGUUUAGAUGUUAGGCUAUUUUUACCAAAAAAACAAGAAAGGAAAAAAAAUUAUUGAAGACAAUGAGAAGUGAAGAAUAAAGUGGAUAAAAUUCUGAAUCAUUGUGGAGAUAUUAUUGUAAAUAUGUCGCUAUACACACUCAUCAUCUCAUCAAUUUUGUGUGUGGCUCGCUGCUGCUUCAUUUUAUUUUAUUUAAAUUUUGAACAAUUUGUAUUCGAUGGAAAUUAGCAAUUUUCCGCAAUGCAAUGCUCUGUUAUCAUUCUUUCUAUAUUUUCAUUUAAUUUAUAAACCAAACAAAACUCUAAGCAUUUUGUAUUAUAAUAUUUAUAUAAUUUAACGCCGCAAAAUCCCCCCAAAUGCAUCGUCGUAAUUACGAAUUUAAAUCAUUUUUAUUUAAAUAUUAGAUUGAACGUAAAUUAUUUCCCCCCUCGUAAUUCGUCUAUCUUGAAAUGGAGUGCACAUACAGGGCCUAUUUUAAGGAAUUAAAUCCUUAAUAUUAUUAAAAAUUCUUUAAAAAAAAUCAUUCAAAAAAACGUUUUAAUUGUGCGGCGUAAAUCAUCCUAUUUUCUCCACGCAAAUGAGGUGAGAAAAUGGCAUUUUGUUGACGCACUCUCUGAUGACAGUUCAGAUGAGUAAUUGUUUAUUUUCUCAACUUUAGUCUAUCCAAUUUUCAGUGGACUGAACAAGAUGUUUUACAUGAAUCGAAAGCCGUUUCUAACCAUCCCUAGGGCAAAGCCUUUACCACCCUCGUAAAUUAACGAGUUAUCUCGUAUCCGAGGGCGGCAGCACGAGGUACUUUUACUCACCGUGAUACGAGGUAACUAGUUACUUCCCAGUUAUAGUAAUCUACUAUUAAUUUACUAGGGUGGUAAAGGCUUUGCCCUAGGGCAGUAAUGACCUUAUUACUUUCCUAGUAAGUUAAAAUCCUUUACAUAACUCAGAAUAAAAGAUGAAAAAUCUCGUUUUCGUGUGACUAAUUGACUAAUUGACUAAUUGAGAAAGUCGAUAAACAAUUUUAGUUGUGAAUACAGCGAAAAUAACUUGUAAAAUUUAAGAAUUUUUAAGAAUUUAAUUCCAUUAAAAUAGGCCCUGGUGCACAGUGCAUUUUUAAGUCUUGGCAUAAGAUUGAUACAAAAUUUAAAUAAUCUCAAUAUUACAGGCCGGGAGCCACUUUACACAUACAGUCUGAGAAAUAUAGAUUUCGAGAUUUUAAGAGCCAUCAUCGUUUUUCUGUAUUCUCUCAUUUCGCAUGUUAUUUCAAAUGGCAAUUGAGAGAAUUAGAGAAACGAUGAUUUCUCUAAAAAUUCCGAAAUAUAUGUUUCUCCGACUGUAUAUAAGCCAAUGGUUUGAAACCUUUAACAUGCUUUUGCUUUCAGAUUCAGGCCGAACCCGACGGUAACAGUUAUGAUCAGAUCGAACCAAGUAAGGUUCGGAUCAGGCCCGAUAUAAACCCGAAAUAAACAAAUUUCAGAAAAAGUGAAGUUCGGGUCGAAUCUACUAUAUACUAUACGUGAACGCCAAAUUAGAUGGAGUUAAAAAAAUAGAAAAUUUAGCUUGUUUUGAAAUAUCAAGUUUGGCUUGGUAACAUCGAGGUGCAGCCGAUUUUCAGUAAAAUAAUCGAAGUCACUAUUCGAAAUCACAGACGAUAAAAUUACCGAAUCUGUUUCUGUUACUUCUUUUGAUCGAAGUAUUUUCGACAGAUUGACACAAAAUCUUUUACUUCAAUAGUUUUACCCUAAUAUAAGAGCAAUAGCCAAAAUUUAUCAUUUUUUUCUUCGUCGAUGUCGUUAACAGAUGACAUUGUGAAAUACUCCGAAAAUUAUCAUGCUCUGUUUAGAGAGAGGAUGGAUUGGAGAAUGAUAUUUGUCGCUAAAAAAAUUACGUAAAUUCGCUUCAGAUAUUCUUUUAAGAAGAACAAUUUUUAAUUGGGUUACUAAUCCGUUAUGUUUAGUUCAAUCAUCCAAUGAUUAAGUUCCAAUUUUAUUCUUAACGGCAAAAUCUCUUUCCACCUCUAAAGUUGAAUUUCUGUCUAUAUUUUCAAUAAAAUUGCACCGCCAUCUCAUUACUAUCCCAUUAUUUACCUAAUAGGACUUGUUAUCAGUAAACCAAUAUUAGUGGCCAUAAAUUUGAAACGACACCAAUAAUCAAGAAUCCAACGGACGGCCUAUUUUUAUAGCAGCGAAUCAAAUGUGCAAAAUAAAAAUGUUAAUGGAUUGACAUCUACACUUUAUACUCUUUUGCAAGUGUUUAUUUGCAUGAAAUGGAUUUUUUUUGUAUGUCUUCUCCCUGAUUAGAUGGCAAAAUCAUGCGACGAUAUUCUUGCAACAGCUUUUCGGAUUCAUUUUAGUCAUUAAAAAGUUUUUUUUUUAAAUAUAAGAUGAACGUUUUACUACAACUACGCCAGAAAUACGGUUUACCCUUAACGCUCUUGAAAACCACAGAAAAAAAUUUGAAUUUUGCACUUGGAGACUUUGAACCCAACUUUAUUGAUGAUAACAUAUUUUACUAGCAAA